Molecule: messenger RNA, 408 nt
Organism: Melampsora larici-populina 98AG31
Lineage: Eukaryota; Fungi; Basidiomycota; Pucciniomycetes; Pucciniales; Melampsoraceae
Exons: 2
Coding region: 1-408 (135 amino acids)
Source: RefSeq, a predicted model, not a curated record
AUGCGUUCCUUUUCUAUUGUUAUGUUCACUGUCAUUGUUCUUGUUCAAUCUCUCUUCGCAGCCCCUGCUGCUCUUUCGGUUCGGAGCGAGCAAACUGUUGCAGUCACAAAUGAUAUGAAAGUAGUAGAGGCGAAGAUCUGGGGCUACGGGUUUCCUCCUUCAGUGGUCAGCCAGUACGCAUACAACAAUGGUUACACGAACUGGGGUACUGGAUGUGGCACCGCGUGGGGUUGCGGCUGCACUCCAGCCAACUAUCGGCCCAGCUGCUUCGCAACAGGCUGCGGUUAUGCAGGCGGGUAUUACUCAGCGUUGAAUGGGUUGAACACCUCCUUCCAGCGCUUAUAUUACUUGAGGCAAGCAGAAUUGAAGUCGCAAGUAAACCAGAAAGAUGAUGACAAGCAGGCUUGA